Messenger RNA from Penicilliopsis zonata CBS 506.65, 1703 nucleotides. RefSeq lists its product as hypothetical. The transcript has 5 exons. Gene Ontology annotation, molecular function: zinc ion binding; DNA-binding transcription factor activity, RNA polymerase II-specific. Gene Ontology annotation, biological process: regulation of DNA-templated transcription. The record is from RefSeq and is a predicted model, not a curated record. The coding region runs from base 210 to 1703 and encodes 497 amino acids. NCBI's taxonomy places the organism in Eukaryota, Fungi, Ascomycota, Eurotiomycetes, Eurotiales, Aspergillaceae.
CUCUGCCAGCUGGUCCCAGGUCCAAUCCAGACAGUCAUGUGACUCCAUAUACCCUAACCAGCAAUUCCAAAUAGGAAACCGUCUGCAUAUGACAGACGAAAAGAUCCAAAUAAUUUAUUUGAUAUCAAAGUAGAUCGGCUGCAGCCAUCAAAUAUUCCUUCUUCUUCCCGUUUACUGUCUACUGUCUACUGUCUACUGUCUACCUCAACAUGCCCAACGUCGGCCGUCCCAGUCGCGAUUGUCAGUCCUGUCGACAGCGACGCAUCAAGUGCGAUCUACUAAGGCCACAUUGCGGCCAGUGUCUGCGUAAAGGACGCCUCUGUCCAGGAUAUCGCGAUGAGCUGCUGGCGAUGCACUUCCGCCUGGACAUCACAGUCUCUACUACAUCACAAAGACAUAGAAACAGACCCGAACGUCCCCUCCCCGACCCAUACGUAUACGGCGACGCCAACAUCGUCGAUCACUUGAUAAGACAGGUUCUUCCUGCUAUCCGCAUGGCGCCUCACUGGAUCCGAGAAUGCUGUCUGGCGUUUGUCAGCGCCUCGCCUAGCCCGCUGGUCCUACAUUCAAUCCAUUAUGCCACUGCUUCUCAUUACCGCAAGUGCCGCCAGCAGCAAUCCCCCAGCAUUGAAGAGUUGCAUCACCGAGGCCAUGUGCUGCACCGCAUGCGUGAGGCCUUUAACCUGUCUGACAUGCGGCCGAUCUUUGAUGAGGUUCUGCUUGCUGCCUUUGUACUGGCCGUCCAUGACGCCCAUAGCGGCUUCCAAACCCGCGAUCCGAGCCCUUUCAAGCCGUUAUUCCCUUCGCUGCAGGCACUGGAUUUACAUGGCGGCCAGUCGUAUCAUCCGCAACACUGGACGGCAGUCGAGCAUCUCCUGGCCCGCCGGGGCUCCUUUACCCAUAUCAAGAUAUUUGCCCUGCCAUGGUGGCUGUCAUAUGUCUAUCUUAAACGGGCUGUUGCUACAUGCACACCACCCCUUCUCCCCCUACUCACCUCCGAGGGAGAACUGUUGGAUGACAUUUCACCCGCGGCGAUGCUGGGCAAGAUUCCUCUUCAAAUCAGCGGCUUCCACUGUCUGACAGAUGUAUCUAUUCCCCCCGCGCGGAUCCGCCCGUUAUGCCAGUUGACAGAGCUGGCAGACGCCAUGGCCCAGAUCACAACCCCCCGGUCGGCAGGGAUGAUGGACCGUCUGGGCGAUGCCCGCAAUGUCGUCCAGCACGGCCUGUUGAGCAUGCCAAAGGGACAGCACCAGACGGAAGCCUCAUCUCUACGCGACUCCCCCCCGACCCUUCCUCCAGGCCACGCCUGUCAUGUCUACGACGCAUGCCGACUGGCAGCCCUCCUCUUCAGCACGCACGUUACCUUUCCGUAUCCCCAAACCUGUGGCAUUCGGGCGAUGCUUGUUCCGCAGCUGUUAUCUGCUCUGAUGCAAUUGGAAAACGACUGUUUUUAUUCCUCGCCGAACAUCAUGCGUGCUCUGCUCUGGUGCGCAACUGUAGGCGGGGUUACUGCUGCCACCACCCGCAGCUGGUUCAUCACUUAUCUCGCUCGGCUCUCGACUCUGCUCGACAUCCAGUCCUACGAUGAGGUCAACAGCGCCCUGCGGCCCUUUGCAUGGAUUGAUGCGGCCUGUGAUGAUGCGGGCCAGCAGCUGUGGAGAGAUGUUUCAGCCCACGUCCUUGUAGAUGAAUUCACUGGCUGA